GUCCAUUCCAGAAAACUUUCCAGGGUGGCUCGCACUGAGCAUGCUCCGCGGCGGGGCGGGCCUGGGGUCCGGAAGCUCCGGCGACUCCUGCUCGCCCGCCACUUUGGGGUCGCGGGCUCGGAGGGGCGAUGGGCUCGGCGGGCGCCGCGGGGCGCGCCACGUCGGUGCUCGCCUGGAGCCUCCUGGCCGCGGCCCUGGCGCUGCCCGCUGGGCCCGGGGGCCGACGCUGGCACCCCGCGGGCCCGGAUCUCCUCGGGCGCCCCCUUGGCCGGCAGCCCCUCCUGGAUCCCCCUGCGGCUCCUGGGGCGGGGCCCGAGCGGACCACGCAGGACUUGCCCUAUUUGAGUUGGCCCAAUGCGGAAAGCUCUGGCUUUAAGACUGCAGUGGGAGCACCGUUUGGAAGGAAAUCCAGCGGGAGAAGUGAAGUCUUUAAUCCCCUCCUGACUUCGGCACCCUCUAGAGGGCCAAGGACUCAGUCUGUGCUUGCUUUCACACCCUCGUGGCCCAAGAAGACUCUGUUUAAAAGAGAGUCUCCUGUAACACACCGCCUGUUUGGAGACAUCUCAAGAGAUGUUCCAGGGACUGCUGAGGACGGAGUGAUUUUUCAGAAGUGUGCCGUGGUGUCUGGGCAGAGCGAACCGCAGACAGCUCAGGUGACACUGCUCGUAGAUAACACCAGGACCCCUGCGGCCACCAACCUCUCCGAUCUGCUCCUAUUCGACAACAUCACUGGCCUCUCCGUUAGGGGGUCAACGGGAAACCAGACCAUGCCGGGAUUCCAGGCUUUCAGGAAGAAGUUUCUGCAAGUGGGAGACUCCUUCUUGGUCAGCUACACCGCCUCCAUCAAGGCUGGAGAAGUGGGGAGCGGAGAGGUCCUGAUGCUUCCUGCCCAGCUCACCUUUCAGAGCUCAGCGCAGAACAGAACCCAGCUAAAAGCCCUUUUCACCAUAACAGUUGAAGAAAAGAUAAAGGUCGUCCCAAACCAUGGCCUUCAUACGGCAGGAUUCUUCGCAGCCUCCAUUGUCUCCUUUGUGCUGACCUGGGUCACACUUUUCUUCACGGCUCGAUAUCAGUGUUUGAAGGGAAGCCUGCUCACCAGACAUGGGGUUCAGCAUCAUGAGAGCAAGCUGGAGCACUCGCAGUUCACCUCCCCCGAUGAUGUCAAUGAGGACCUUGCUCUCAAUGACCAAAUGAUUGACAUUCUGUCUUCAGAGGACCCCGGGAGCAUGCUUCAAGCUUUAGAAGAGCUGGAGAUUGCAACCCUGAACCGGGCAGACUCAGACCUGGAGGCUUGUCGAACCCAAAUCAGCAGAGACAUCAUUGCCCUUUUGCUGAAGAACCUGACCAGCUCUGGCCACCUCUCCCCGCAAGUAGAGAGGAGGAUGGGUGCUCUUUUCAAAAAGCAGUUUCUGUUGCUAGAGAAAGAAAUUCAAGAGGAGUAUGAUCGGAAGAUGGUGGCCUUGACGGCUGAAUGUGACCUGGAAAUGAGAAAGAAGACAGAAAGCCAGUACCAGAGGGAGAUGGCAGCGAUGGAAGAGGCAGAGGAGUUGCUGAAACGAGUCAGUGAGAGGUCUUCUGUGGAAUGUAACGGCCUCCUGAGGACCCUUCACGGCCUGGAACAGGUGCACCUGAGGAGAUCGCUGGCUCUGCAGCAGGAGGAGGACUUUGCCAAGGCUCACCGGCAGCUGGCCAUUUUCCAAAGGAAUGAACUGCACAAUAUCUUCUUUACCCAGAUAAAAAGUGCUAUUUUCCAGGGGGAACUAAAGCCUGAGGCAGCUAGAAUGCUCCUGCAGGAUUAUGCCAACAUACAGGAGAAAUUAGAAGAGCUAAUGGAUUUUCUCCAGGCCAGUAAGAGAUACCAUCUAAGUAAGAGAUUUGGCCACAGGGAGUACUUGGUUCAGAACAUGCAGUCGUCAGAGACCCGUGUACAGGGCCUUCUGAGUGCUGCUGAUGCUCAGCUCAACCUGUUCAUCCAGAAACAUGAGCGAGCGGGGUACCUGGAUGAAGAGCAGACGGAGGCGCUGCUGGGGCGCGCUCAGACCGAAGUCUUUUCCAUCAGACAGAAGCUGGACAAUGACUUAAAGCAGGAGAAAAAGAAGCUGCGCCAAAAACUGAUCCUGAAGAGAAGACGAGAGAUGCUCCAAAAGCACAAGGAGCAGCGGAAGGAGCAGCUGUCGCUCGGGGAGGCCCUGCGAGCUGCGGAGGAUGCCGGCCAGUACCUGGGCCAGUGGGGGAGCCUGCUGGCGGAGCAGGGCGCGGCGCUGGAGAGGCUGCAGGAGCGCCUGGACCAGGCCGCCCUGGAGGAGCUCAGGGCCCUGACGCUAUCGCUGUCCGAGAAGGCCACCGAGGAGCUGCGGCGCCUACAGACCUCGGGGAUGACCCAGGAGCUGCUCAAACGUGGCGUACCCUGGCUCUUCCUGCAGCAGAUCCUGGAGGAACACAGCCGGGAGCUGGCCUCCCGGGCCCAGCAGCUCGAGGGUGAAGAGAGGGACAGGGACCAGGAGGGCGUCCAGAGCGUGAGGCAGAGACUGAAGGACGACGCACUGGAGGCGUCAACCGAGGAGCAGGCGGAGCUGAGACGCUGGGAGCACCUGAUCUUCAUGAAGCUCUGCUCCUCGGCCUUCUCCCUAUCUGAAGAUGAGCUGCUCAGGCUGAGGCAGGAAGUUCAUGGCUGCUUUGCUCAGAUGGACAGGAGCUUGGCUCUGCCCAAGAUCCGGGCCCGUGCCCUGCUGCAGCAGUUCCAGACUGCCUGGCGAGAAGCAGAGUUCCGGAGGCUGGACCAGGCUCUGGCUGCCCCCGAGCUGCAGCAGCAGUCCAAGGCGAGAAAGCCGCGCUCCAAAAGCAGAAGCAAGAUAGACCUUUUGAGGAAGUGCAUUGAAGACAAAAUUCAGCUCUUCGAGGAACAGGCCCCUGAAGACCUGGUUGAAAAGGUCCGUGGAGAACUUCUCCGAGAAUGUGUGCAGCAGCUGGAGGCCCAGGAGGCCCGCUUUGCAGAGUCCCUUGUCUCCCUGCAGUUCCAGAAGGCGGCCAGGAUGGCCACCACCCUGUGGGCGUACACCGCCCUCCUGAGCAUCCAGGACCUGCUCCUGGAGGAGCUGAGCGAGUCGGAGACCCUGACGAAGUUGGCCUGUGAGCAGAUCCUGGGGUCCCACAGCCCGGAGCUCCAGGAGCUGGAGAGGAAGCUGGAAGACAAGCUGGCACAGCAGGAGGCAGCCCAGCUCCAGCGGGCCCUGGCAAGUCGACAGCAGUGGGCUGGGGACGGGCCCGGGCUUCUGGGCAUGCCUGAAGACACGGAUUCUGGAAGGCAGGUCUCUGCUGUCCUGCAGCAGGCCCUGAGCCAGGCCCGGAAGUUACUGGAGCGCCAGCAGCAGAGUUGGAGGGAGGAACGAGACCACAGCGUUGUGCUUGAGGAUUUGCUGGAGAAUGUGGAGUUCGACACCUUUGCGACCCUGUACAGCCAGGAGCUGAGACUGGCAUCGUACCUGUCCAGGCUGGCCAUGGUGCCCGGGGGCACGCUGCGCCGGCUCCUGAGCGUGGCUCUGCCCACAGCCUCACAGUCCGAGCUCCUGGCCGCGCUGGAUCCGGGCAGCCAGAAGCAUCCAGACCACAUGGUAGAGAACAAUGGUGGUGGGGAGCCCGCUGACCUGGGCAGAAGGAGGAAGCACCAGGGGUGGUGGCAAGCCCUGGAAAGCCGACUGCGAGGAGAACUGAUAAGCAGAGGACUGGAGAAGAUGCUCUGGGCCCGAGAAAGGAAGGAGAGUAUAUUAAAGAAGACAUGUCCCCCCCUCAGAGAGAGGGUCGUAUUCCCUGGAAAAGGAAGUUGGCCACACCUGUCCCUGGAGUCCAUUGGAGAACUGGCUGCUAUCCCCAUUAUAGGAGCAGAGACCAUUGAUUUAUUAAACACAGGCGAGAAGCUCUUUAUAUUCAGAAAUCCAAAGGAGCCAGAGAUCUCAUUGCAUGUCCCUCCCAAGAGAAAGAAGAAGAACUUUCUGAAUGCCAAAAAGGCCACCUGGGCCUUAGGCAUGGACUAGUCCCAAGGAAAGCUCCAGGGAAUCUGAAGACAGAAAGACAGUUUUCUUUGUGGGGUGUGUGUGUGUGUGUGUGUGUGUGUGUAGUGUACAACUCAUGGAUAUAAGUUACACAUGCAGAAGAUGCAGACACCCCCAACUCCCACGACAUUCAAGGAUUCACUUUCAUCUGGUCUCAUGAAUUUCCAGAGGGUCUGCUCUCCUCAGCAUCAUGAAAGAUAUGCUGAGACUCAGGAGCAGUCUCGAACCCUUGUUGCCUUCAGACUCACCUCUCUGAGGGUCUGGGGGAGACUCUGGCCCCCAGUUCACACUCUACAAUGUCUGGCAGCAUGUGGGCUGUGUGUCCAAGUGAGGUUCUUUGUUCCUGCAUUUUAUGUUUGCUACAUAUUCUAUUUUUAUCAAGGGAACUUUUGAAAAUAAAUGCCUUUUACAAAAAGCUCUUCUCAGUGGCACUUGGUUUUGCUUUAUGUAGUAACUGUUUAUUUUUAAUUGCUUCUGUGUUUUGGCUCUACAUUGUUGUGUUCAACAGAGACUUGCCCUCUAUCAUUCCAGUGGCCAGGAAAUGGGCCAGCCACUGGAGCAUAGGCUCUCCAGCUCAAGUUAGAGUU
Mustela erminea (ermine) is the source of this 4636-nucleotide messenger RNA. It is a transcript of the gene EVC2, whose product is annotated as EvC ciliary complex subunit 2. Gene Ontology annotation, biological process: smoothened signaling pathway. The record is from RefSeq and is a predicted model, not a curated record. Lineage: Eukaryota; Metazoa; Chordata; Mammalia; Carnivora; Mustelidae. The transcript is spliced from 22 exons. Gene Ontology annotation, cellular component: ciliary membrane; plasma membrane protein complex. Bases 129 to 4031 code for a protein of 1300 amino acids.